GACUUGGCAGCCCUGAUACCCAGAUACAUAACCUUCAAAUGUAAUGUCAAAAUGGAAGAAAAAUAUUUUUAAAAGAUAAUUUAAAAAUAAACAUUAACUAUGAAUGGUUUAUUGAUAUUCGAUCAUUUAAAUGAUGUCGUUUAUACAAAAUAUAACGAAGAAUUUAUUCAACAUAUUAACAAUUUUGCCAUCGAACAAGAAAUAUUACCCGAGGAAGUAGCUACUAAUUCUAUAGAUGUUAAUAUAUUAAUACAAGCUUUCUCACCAAUCGUAACAUCACACAGGAUAAUGAGUUGUCAGUUUGGUAAUUCUUAUACUUCCAUAGAAUGUGAGAACAAUUUAACUGUAUACUUUGAAGAUUAUAUGGGAUAUUUAUUCCUAGCAAUAGGUAAAGAAAAAGUCGAUUAUAUGCAACGGUUCACUAAAAUAUGUGUAACGAUUGUUAGAUAUUUAUGCGGUCCAGAUGUAUAUCAGUUAAAAACAGAUAAUAAAAAAUCUAAAUUAACCAAUGAAUUGAUAGAUAAUUGGAGAAAAUUGAUAUGUUAUGAUCAAUCUGUAUACGUAGAAGCUGUUGAACAGCUUUUCAUCAAUUCCGAAUUGAGUUCUACAUCACUUAAAAUAUUAAGGGAAUCUGUGGAUAACAUUUCAGCUCAUGUUGAAUGUAAAAAAGUACAUGGUCUUAUUUUAGUCCAAAAUAAAAUACUAUCCCUUUAUUCAAGUGCAUCAGCUAAAGAACUAGCACCCUCAGAUAUAUUAUUUCUUACAAUAUUGUGCCAAAGUCUUAACCUAGCAGUAGAAGGAACAUAUUCCCAACCAAAAGUAUCGAGUUACCAAUUACUAUUGUCUGGUCCUGAAGACACUCCAAAAUGUUUGCCACACGCCGUUCAUAUCUUGCCCCAAACAAAUGGUAUUCAUUUGGUUUAUUUAGUCGAAAUUGGAAAUUCAGCAGUGUCUGCCAGUUUAUACGAAAGUUUUUCCUAUCUACAUACAUUGCAACAGGUACAAAUACAACGUGAUAAUCAAACGUUACAAUCAGCUUUUGAAAAUUUAGAAUUGGCAACCAAACGUUUACACGACAGUCUCAAAAAAACAAAAAACGUCACAGUAGAUAAUUCCCACAAGCAAUUAAUGAAAAAAUGGGAUAUAAUUAAGAAAAAAUAUCAAGAAUUCCUUAAAAAUAAUUCAGAAGAAGCACUAUUACGAGCGGAAACAUUAGCUUUGGGAUUUUUAGAGAAUUUAAAACAAUUAUUCAGUUUGACAUCGGUAGAUGACAGUAUUUUGAGUUGUAGUGCCAAAUAUGUGAUACAAGCAGCUUUGAAAGUUAAAGAGAAGAUAACUUUGUAUGAGGAUUUCUUCAAAGUCAAAAGUAUAAAGAAUUUCUCUAUUGAAUCUAGAGAUUCCCUAACAAUUAAUAAGUAUUUGGAAGAAUUUCCUGGUUUGGUACAUUUUUUAUACGUGGAUAGAAAUUCCCACAGGAUAACCACUCCCACUCUUGAUUUAGAUACAGAAGAAGGUAGAUUUAAUAAGAAAAAGAUAUGGUUAAUGCUAAGUGUAGCUAAAAGUAAACUUCAAAACGGUUUAAUGUCCAUAAUUUGGAAAGAUUUAAAUUACAGCUACGCGUAUUUUUUAUGGUUUGAAGAUACCAAUGGGCAAGCACUAAAACCAGUCGUUUUUCCUGAAGAAGUAUCAGGUUGGCCGGGUAUACUAUGCGAGGAUUUUUAUCAGAAGUUAAGGAAAAUCUGUUUCCCGAAGACACCACCUUCUAAAGUCCGAUGUUACGAAGUGUUUUGUCUACAUUUGGGGCUAGUAACAGCCUCGUUAGUAUUAGAGCAAACGAGAAGACUUGCGGCGACUAUUUCUGAAUUGAGGGGAUAUCCUCCAAGAGCUGUUGAUUUUUUUUAAUUAUAAAUCACUUCUAUUCUGGUGGAUAAUUGGAUAACAAUAGUAAAAACUAUUUUUAAGUGGUGGUAUAAUACAAUUUUUAAAUGUGUUACACCAAAAUUAUCUAUUGAAAUAACACAUCACUCAAUAAGUCGUGGGAGUAACUUCAAAAACACAUUUUUUGCCAAAAUUCAUCAAUGUAAUCUCCUUCAAAAGCAGUACAAUCAUUCUAACGCUUCGCAGAAUCUUUGAUAAAUAAACACACGAAAUUGUUUUCAAAAUAACAAAAGUAGCUUCACUUAAAUGGAUGUCACUUUUUUCUGACUAAUCGAAAUGUCAUGACAUUUGAAACAUAGUCUUUUAAAAGUUGAUACUUCAUAAACCUCAUAUGGAUUAAACAAUGGCAGCGCCAUCUGUGUGUCAGUCACCCGACUUAUUGAGUGAUAAGAGUGAUAAUUGUUUUUAUUUCAAUCAUAGUAGUGUUUAUGUACGUGAAUCAAUUUAAUCUUGUUGUCUUUAUUUAUUUCUGUGAUAUUUUUCAGUUAAUCACUGUAUACUUUUGUUAUUUUAUGAAUAAAAUCAUUUUGAAUGA
Messenger RNA from Diorhabda sublineata, 2473 nucleotides. It is a transcript of the gene HPS1, whose product is annotated as BLOC-3 complex member HPS1. Bases 100 to 1902 code for a protein of 600 amino acids. Gene Ontology annotation, biological process: vesicle-mediated transport. NCBI's taxonomy places the organism in Eukaryota, Metazoa, Arthropoda, Insecta, Coleoptera, Chrysomelidae. Gene Ontology annotation, molecular function: guanyl-nucleotide exchange factor activity. The record is from RefSeq and is a predicted model, not a curated record. Gene Ontology annotation, cellular component: BLOC-3 complex. The transcript is spliced from 9 exons.